CAGCCUAAUUCAUCCCCAGCUCCAUCCGAUUCUCUCGCACAUCUCCUUCAACAGGUUCUGCGCUCUUUCCCAACUUUAGAAACGAAUGCAGGAAUCCAGAGAGUUUGCACUAUCUUUUCUGACUGUAAUCUGUAAACUCCCCCAGAAACGCACUCCUAUGUUGCUUCUGCAAAAGCGCAUUACAGAGGCGCAUCUUUUGUUGCGCUCGUGCGUUGUGCUUUCUUUCUUUCUUUCUUUCUUUCUUUCUUUCUUUCUUGUUUCGUUUUAUAACUAUUUGCCGUCUUCUCACGUGCGUCCUCCAGUCAGUGGCUUGAGUCCAGCGCGCGUACGCAGAUGUAACGGCUUGCGUAAAGAACUAAGUGGGGUUAUCAUUGAAGUCAAUUUCAGCUCCAGCCUUGAUGCCGUUUGCGGAGGAGGCCACUGACGUCAUUGGAUCGUGAACGGAAAAGCAACAACCACCCCUACACACACACACACACACACACACUUCGUGCAACCCUUUAUUUACAGACAACUGGUCGCCUCGUGCUGUCAAAAAACCCCAGUCUGACCACUGGAAGUCCCUGAGAGUUCGCCACAACAGGGAGCUCACCGCUGCGCACAGUUGAAGUACUUAAAGCGCCGGUUUGCUGAAACCAUGCCCGCUCGCUCAAUCCGCGUUUCCCUGGCAACUGGAUCAAGUAGUUCGGCGGAGAGAUUGAUGAUGGCGCGCGCAACGCUUUUAAUUCGUCGUCGGACCGUCGACCUGUGCAGCGCCAAAGGUGCGACGCGGUGCUCAGCCGUCCAUACUAGCGUAGCGAUUUGGCUCGUGAGUCCAUCUAAACUGGCCACACAAGGAUCUCAAACGCUUCUCCCUGACGGCACAGAUGUUCCUGCAUCUGUCGCUUACUUGUGAGUGAGUGAGUGAGUAGUCAGCUCUGACACUCGUAUUUUAAAGUCGGUUCAAACAAACACGCAAGAUAUGUUGAGUGCAAUGUUGAGACCGUGCUGGUAUUUCAGUCCAAAACAUAGAGGGGGGAGAAACAUUUAAUCUAUCACAUCUGUGCACUUUUCCUGAGUUCACAGCUGACCAUGCAAAUGAACGCUAUGGACAUGCUACAGUGGAGCAGCAGAAUAAAACGGAGACCCACAUGGAUGCGCGUGCCGCCACGAAUAGGAGAGCGCGAGUUUAGCCGUGCGUUAUCGUGGACGUGUACUUUUUUCCUGCUUCAGUAUAAUCCCGGGAACACGUGAUUUGAGCACUUCGUAGAGGUAUUCCAUCAAUUGUCAGGGGAAGCUUGUUUCCGAGAAAUAGGAAAACUAGUCUUUUUGUUGUUGUAGUGAGUGACUCGUGCAUAUGUCGCCUUUGGUUUCUCUAAUCGCCUGCGCAUCUGCCAACUUUUCCCUGCGCGCCGGUUUUUUUGUUUUUUUUUUUGGACGGGAAACCGCUGGAGUCUGAAUGCACGAAAUCGCGGCGCGCGGAGCUCCUGCUUCUCGCCUCGCGGCCAAACGCAUGUGCAUAACUGCACAGUCCAGAGUGCCUCACUUUCACUCGCGUCUCCCUUUCGAGCUCAGAGGGCAUUUCCAAAAUAUCGUGUCCUAUCUAGAACAGCCAAUGUCGAAGAAACGCAAAACUCCGGACGACGAUGGAGGAGGAGGAGGAGAGCUUGCCAGAGCAGAGGAUUUCCCGCGUUCAAGCUGCGCUGACCAAGGUCUGACGGAUGAGAAAGUGAAGGCGUACCUUUCCCUGCACCCACAGAUGCUGGAUGAGUUUGUGCUGGAGAGCGUGAGCGCGGAGACGGUGGACAGAUGGCUGAAGCGCAAGAGCAGCGGCCCUCCUACAGAUGAGCCUUCAACUAAAGAAGUAAGCAGGCAGUACCAGGACACUAAUAUGCAGGGCGUGGUUUACGAGCUCAACAGCUACAUGGAGCAGCGGCUGGACACAGGCGGAGACAACAAACUCCUGCUGUACGAAUUGUGCAACAUCAUCAAAACAGCCACAAAAGCUGAUGGUUUUGCACUAUACUUCCUUGGAGAAUGCAACAAUACCCUGUGUUUAUUCACGCCGACAGGGGCAAAGGAGGGGCUUCCUGGGCUCAUCCCCUAUGGGCCCAUUGUGUUCGGUACCACCAUAGCUGCUCACGUUGCCAAGACUCGCAAGACACUACUUGUAGAAGACAUCAUGGGGGAUGAGCGGUUCCCCCAUGGCACAGGGCAGGACUCAGGGAUCCAUGUUCACUCUGUUCUGUGUCUCCCCAUCCUCACGGCCAUCGGAGACCUGAUCGCUGUGCUGGAGCUGCACCGCCACCUGGGCCGAGAGCCCUUCAACCUCAGCCACCAGGAGGUUGCCACUGCAAAUUUGGCAUGGGCUUCUGUAGCUAUUCACCAAGUGCAGGUCUGCAGAGGUUUAGCAAAGCAGACAGAGCUCAACGACUUCCUCCUAGAUGUGUCAAAAACGUAUUUCGACAACAUUGUGGCAAUAGAUUCUCUACUUGAACAUAUCAUGAUAUAUGCAAAAAACCUGGUGAAUGCGGACAGAUGCGCCCUCUUCCAGGUCGAUCACAAUAACAAAGAGCUGUACUCUGACCUCUUUGAUAUCGGAGAGGAGAAUGAAGGGAAGCCGGUGUUUAAGAAAACCAAAGAAAUUAGGUUUUCUAUAGAGAAGGGCAUAGCAGGUCAGGUGGCACGAACAGGAGAGGUCUUGAAUAUUCCAGAUGCCUAUGCGGACCCACGGUUCAACAGAGAAGUGGAUCUGUAUACCGGCUACACGACGCGGAACAUCCUGUGCAUGCCCAUCGUCAGCCGGGGGACCGUAAUAGGCGUUGUACAGAUGGUGAACAAGCUGAACGGAAGUGCCUUCACUAAAACUGACGAGAACAACUUUAAGAUGUUCGCUGUCUUUUGUGCUCUGGCCUUACACUGUGCAAACAUGUAUCACCGGAUCAGACAUUCGGAGUGCAUCUACAGGGUGACCAUGGAGAAACUUUCAUACCACAGCAUCUGCACAUCUGAGGAGUGGAAGACCCUCACUCAGCUCUCCCUUCCAACCCCCAUAUACAAAGAGAUUGAACUGUUCCACUUUGACAUUAGCCCCUAUGAGGAACUCUGGCCUGCAGUCUUUGUGUACAUGGUGCACAAUUCAUGUGGAAAAAACAGUUUUGAGCUGGAGAAGUUGUGUCGCUUCACCAUGUCAGUGCGAAAGAAUUACAGACGGGUUCCAUACCACAACUGGAAGCAUGCGGUGACGGUGGCCCACUGCAUGUACGUCAUUCUUCAGAAAACCUCUGGAAUCCUCACUGAACUGGAGAGGAAAGGUCUGCUUAUAGCCUGCUUGUGUCAUGACUUGGACCACCGAGGCUACAGCAACAGCUACCUGCAGAAGUUUGACCACCCGCUGGCGGCGCUGUACUCCACGUCCACCAUGGAACAGCAUCACUUCUCCCAGACGGUGUCUAUCCUGCAGCUGGAAGGGCACAAUAUUUUCUCCAACCUGACUUCCAGCGAGUACGAGCAGGUGCUGGAGAUCAUCCGCAAAGCCAUCAUUGCCACCGACCUGGCACUCUACUUUGGCAACCGCAAGCAGCUUGCUGAUCUGCUGAGCACAGGCGCGCUGGACCUGAACAACCACGCCCACAGGGACCGCGUAAUUGGCCUGAUGAUGACUGCGUGUGAUCUCUGCUCUGUGACCAAACUGUGGCCGGUCACUCGCCUCACAGCCAAUGACAUCUAUGCAGAGUUCUGGGCUGAGGGAGAUGAGAUGAAGAAGAUAGGAAUGCAGCCCAUUCCGAUGAUGGACAGGGAUAAGAAGAAUGAGGUUCCACAGGGGCAGGUGGGUUUCUACAACGCAGUGGCCAUUCCCUGUUACACCACGCUGUCUGAGCUGUUCCCUCCAUCUGCUCCUCUUCUUAGAGCCUGCAGGGAAAACCUGGGCCAGUGGGAGCGGAUCGCUCAAGGAGAAGAGCCGUGUUCGUGGACGCCGUGUGAGGAACCGGGGCAGAGUGAGCUGCUGGAGACUGGACCGGUCAAAGUGGACAACUGACUCAGCCUGAGAUCUUCAGCCUUGAACACAUCAUCAUCAUCCACACCCUGCCAGAGACACUGCACUUCCUUUAGGACAGUCCCAUGCCGCUGGAGAUGGGAGGGAGCAGAGAGGCCAGGCAGGAGAGGUGAUAUUCACCAAGCAACUAAAGGAAGAAUCUUUAAAAAAAAAAAAUUUAAAAAAAAAGACAAAGUAAAACAAGCGUUACCUCAGUGGGUGACAGAGGCUAUAGACUCGAAUUAUAACGGCUCUCCCAGGAUGCAGGAUUCGACUGCCUCAAAUCCGCUCUGUGUGGGACCACCUUCGGGUUUUCCUUUGGAUGGUUGCUUUUUUUUUUUUUUUUUUUUUUAAAUGUUUCGUUUUUGGUGAAAUCAAAUUCUUAGUUUUUCAAAUGGUUUCUUUUGUGGUCUUAUAUUUGAAGAGGCCUUAAAAUCUGAACCUGCAGUUCCUACUAAAACGACUUGUAACUGGAGAGGGUUCAGGUCAUCUGAAAUGGUACUUUAAUUCCUGCUGUGAUCAAAACAUCGAACGCGAAAACCUACUUGAGAGAUUCCAAGAGACGGUAGGGAGCGCAACGCCGCACGGGGCGAGCACGGUGGCAGUCUUGUGGACGUGUUCUGUUCGUUUGUGCAAAGAUGUUUUGCAGUACUUGAAUGAAGAAAUACAGCCUAUUCUAUGUGGGGAGAGGGGUUUGGGGGGGUGGGAGGAGGAGAGAGAAACAAACCCUGCAGUGUAUCCGUCUGAAGUAAGAGGAGCUGUUGUGAAGAAAGAAGCCGGAUCAUUCUGAACCUUACUGUAGUCACAGGAGAGUCACAAUGUUCCUCUCUAAAAUCUGACCAUGCAACCUGAUGUACAAAUCAGCUUUUGAUCCUCUUGUUCUCAAAGUGCUGCACCUUGGGCAAUCCACUCAUUUUUAAGGCAAACAGUAAUAAAUGUUUUAUGCGGUGCAUCGUGACGCUGUAGUGGCAGGCACACAAAACUAAACCAUAAAUUCUCAUUAACGGUAAUAUUUAGUUAGUAAUUAUAGCCUUCCAAAAUGUCCAUUGCACUCUCUAAAAUAGGGCUGUUUAUUGUUCGUUUUUAUAUUACAGUCACAUAAAGACUUGUUCACAUGUCUCAUUAGUGCUUAGUGCUCUUAGUCCUCUGAAUUUGGAGAAAGUAAUACUGCUGUAUAUGUAGAACAGGAAAGAAAACAACCACUAUGACCAAUGCAGUCAGGCUUGCUACCAUUUGUACCCAAUUGUUUUUGUUUUUCCUUAAGGGUUUUUUUUUCCCCCCCUGAAAGCAACACAUGGCACUCAUGAUUACUUUCCAAACUUUCCAUGUCCUCAUGUUCCCUCUGGGUUAAGGAUAAAUAGGAGACACAAACUUAUAAUACUAAUGUCACGAUAAAUAGAAUGAUGGUGACGUGAAAGACUUGGGUUAUUAAACGUUCACAGUAAAACAUCUUAAAGCAAUACGUUAAUAUUUCAUUCAUUAAACGUAUGGAAUGAUGGACAUGGAUAGUGAUGAGUGAAAUAAAAACCUCGACCCGUCAAACCCUCCACCGUCUCAAACCAUUGUGUAUGAAGAUGAAACACUGUGUUAAAAUGAACACUGUGCUCGUAGUGUUCAAGUGAGACUGUUGGAAAUUAUGGCCAAAGAUGAAUUAGAAUGAGGAAUCGCGUAUAAAACCGAGAGAGUUCUCCGAUUGAUUAAAGAGUUCAGCGUCAUGCGUGGUUCGCGUAGGGUUGGCGGUUCGAUUCCCGGCCCACAUGCCUCUACAUCCUGAAGUGCUCUUGGGCAAGACAUUGAACGCCGAGUUGCUCCGGAUGGCAAGUUAGCGCCUUGCGUGGCAGCUGUGUUACCAUUAGUGUGCGUGAACGGGUGAAUGAGACACAGUAAAAAGCGCUAUAUAAGUGCAGACCAUUUACCAUGAUUUGAUUAGGCUUGCGUUUCUGUUUUUCAGCCUGUAAUACAUUGGGACAUGACCAGAGCUCUGAACGCUUUUGUGUCAAUCCUGCAGAACUGAUGAGUGACUAACCAACACGGUGGCAAACUGCUUAACCAUGCCUGUUGGUUUUUGGGGGAACUAAAGGAGUACACUGUCAGAUACGGUCGUAUGUGUGUGCAGUAAGUACAGCUUCCAUUAGAGUGUGUGUGUGCGUCGUCGUUUUUUGUCCCCCCACCCAUACUUUUGGCACAUGUGCAAUGCGUGUGCAUGAUAAAUGUGUUUGUAUUCAGAGACGUAAGCUACACUCUUAUGGUGCUACCUUAGGUCUUAGGCAGCCAUGCACUUUCAGAGCGUGUGUGCGCGCACGGGUCAUAACCCCUUAAACAAGAAUCUACGUUAAGAGGAACUUCACAGCAUUCUCCACCUCAGUGAAUGAUCAUCCACAGCUUGUUUUUCUCCCCUCACAUGCACUAUGUUUAGAAAUUAUCAUUGUAUUAUUAUUAUUAUUAUUAUUACUAUUAUGUCCUUAAUUUUAUUAUGGUUCCUAUUAUAUUGCUAUUAUUACUGCAACUAUCAAUGAUUAGCAUUGUUAUUUUCUUAAUUAGAAUUAAAUUUUAAAUUAACUUAUAUUUUUUUAUACAAAAAAAAAAAAAAGUUAGCAUUUUUCUUUUGUACAGAGCAAAGUUGUGCAUCAUUAAGUGAAUGGUCAUGUAGACCCACUGUUGUCCAAGAAUAAUGAGGAAUGUCGACUGUAAAUAUAAGAGCAGUAAUUUUAUUAAAUAUUUCUGGAAAAAAAAAAAAGAAAGAAAAACCUGUGUAAUAUUUACUGUGUAGAUUUCUGUACGUUUUUCAGAGGAAAACUUAAAUGACAUGUUUGAUCGAAGUAGAUGGUGGCAUUAUUUCAGAUUGGGGAUUCAGAAGAUUUAGCACCCUCUAAUGGUGCACCAAGAUCUAGUUUAGAUGACAGAUUAGAUGUUGACAGUUGUAUAUCUAACUGUGGGUUCUAUGAACACAUUUUAUUCUUAUAAUAAGUCACUGAGCAAGCAUGACGCAAACUGCGUGGCAGAGCCCUGCUGCUAGACACCAAAUAAUACAACCUUUGCUGCUCUUGGAAUACAACAACAAAAGAAACAAUGGUAACUAGUACAAGCUAAAGACCUCUCCAGUCUUCUGAAGAUCAUCCAAGCACUGUUGAAUCCUCGCAGACGUACAAUGACGGCUAUUUUUAUGAGAUCAUGGAAACAGAAAACAAGCCCCACAACCUGGCUAAAAAAAAACAACUCCAAAUUAGCCACCGAUACCAACGACCUGAACAUCCUCUGAAUAUUAAGACAAGAAAUGUAAAGACUAGGUCUUUUGCAUCAUAAUACAGAUAGUAAAGAACAUAUCUCCAUAAAAUAAAAUAAAAAUCAUCACACAGAUGGAAACUAAAGAAAGAAAUUAGAGACUCUCCUAGAGAUGCAGAACAGAAGCAUGAGAGACAACCUAAUAUUAAUAAGAAUACCAGAAAGCCACCCUGACUGUCUGAAAUAUCUUGUCAAAACAUUCAUUCAACACGCACUAAAGCUUCCAGCCGAGGCGGUUACGAAACACACGAUUUCACAGUGUCCGCAGUCUCUGAGGGAGACCACAAAAUCGCCCCAGAUCCAUUAUCCCACAAGUCGAACAAAAGGAAAUGCCCUCAAUGACCAGUUCCCUCACGAACAUAGUAAUGACUCAACGUACUGUAUCCCCUGUUCAGACCGUUCAGGCAAUCUGGGAAACGUGUUCCACUAGUCGUAGGCAAACUAUAUAAACUCUAUAUCAAAGUCCAGCAAUGAGGAUCAACAAGAGGAACUCCAUGCGAGUAUGGGAAAUGAGAGACUUAUCUGCAGCCUUAUCAUCUUACCUCUUUUUUCCUUUUCCUAAUUGUUUUGAAAAUUACUGUAUAUUUUCGCCACAAGAGUAGUAGUAGAUCUACGAAUUUAUAACGAACGCAAUUAAACGAUUAACUUUAUAAAUCAUGGUCAUUAACGUAGUUAGCAGGAAUGCAAGUGGCAUUAACUUGUCAGCAAAAAACAUAAAACCUAGAAACAUCAGUCUAUGAAUAAAUUCAAUUGUCUGGAGAAAAUUAAAGAAUAUUCACUUCAAUCAAAUCUAUUAUGCAUCAUACAACUCUAAGAUUAGAUUCACAAGAAUCUGAUUCAUCAUCAUUAAAUGUGUCAAGCAAUUACAACAACACUUGAAGGCGUACAGUCAUGUGAAAAAAUAAGUACACCCCUGGAAACUGUUGGCUUUGUCUUUGACACAUUUGGACAAGCUAACAUUUGAUCAUCUCUAAAACAGUGCUUAUUAAUAAAGUUGAUGUACUAUAAAAAUGACCUAAAUUGUACAUUUUGUAGUACUUCACAAUUUAAAUUACCAUAAAAAAAAAAAAAAAACAGAUCAGUCACAUGGAAUAAGUAAGUACACCCCUACAUUUAUCACCCCCUUCAAAUCCAUAAAAUUAGAAAAGUGUGUUCUAGAUCGGGUGCAAGUGAGUAGAACAUGCCUUAUUUAUAACCCUCUCAUAUCUUGUCUAGUGUUCCCUGCUGUUGAGGUGUGUGAUGUCAUCGUGCCUAGAUCUAAAGAGUUCUGUAAAGCCUUCAGAAAUAAGGUUGUGGAUGCCUAGGAUUCUGGGAAGGGAUUUAAAAAGAUCUCCACAUUACUUGAAAUAGAUCAUUAUACUGUAAGGAAAAUAAUCUACAAGUGGUGCAGAUUUCAAACGUCUGCCAAUUUGUCCAGGACUAACUCAGCCCAAGAGCAGACCGUCUGUUGCAAAAAAAAGAAGCCUCCAAGAACCCCGAAAUUUCAUCACAGAAUCUGCUAGUAAGUCUUGCAACUGUUAGUGUCAAAGUGCAUACUUCUAUAAUCAAAAAGAGGUUGCACAAACUUGACCUGUAUGGGUGGCGUGCCAAGAAAAAGCCUUUGCAAGACUACAGUUUGCCAAUGAGCAUAUAGGCAAAGACCAGGCCUUUUGGAAUAAUGUGCUCUGGACAGACGUAUCAAAGUUAGAGUCCCAAAAGUGGACAUUUCAUCAGGAUAAUGAUCCUAAGCACACUAGCAAAUCCACCAAGGAAUGGAUCAGAAAGAAGAAAUGGAGGGUUAUGGAAUGGCCUACUCAAAUCCUGGAUUUUAAUCCCAUUGAAAUGUUGUGCUGUUGUGGCAGGAUGUGAAACUGGAAGAACAUGCAAGAAAACGCCUACAAGAAGUUAUUUCUGCUAAAGGGGGCAAUACUAGCUUCUGGGACCAAGGGUAUACUUACUUUUUCCACAGAAGAAUCACAUCUAUUACUAUUUCUGUUGAAUAAAUGAU
Messenger RNA from Ictalurus punctatus (channel catfish), 9284 nucleotides. It is a transcript of the gene pde10a, whose product is annotated as phosphodiesterase 10A. The record is from RefSeq and is a predicted model, not a curated record. The transcript is spliced from 22 exons. Gene Ontology annotation, biological process: negative regulation of receptor guanylyl cyclase signaling pathway; signal transduction. Lineage: Eukaryota; Metazoa; Chordata; Actinopteri; Siluriformes; Ictaluridae. Gene Ontology annotation, molecular function: 3',5'-cGMP-stimulated cyclic-nucleotide phosphodiesterase activity; protein binding. The coding region runs from base 1439 to 4018 and encodes 859 amino acids.